GGUGCCUGAGCCCCCCAUGCCCAUUGCAGAUGCAGCAAGCAGUGAGGAACGCCCUGAGGGCAAUGCAGAGGAUGAGGAGAAGAAAGAGGUCCUUCUUCCCCGUAAAACUUUGUCCAAGUACCUCAUGUACGGUAAUCCGCCCGUAAAAUAUAACCCUGCCCAACUGGCCAAUUGCUGCUGCUGCCUCCUCCUCUGGACCCACCCGCUGCUACUGAGCUGCCCAGUAAGAGCCGAGUCUGCUAUCCUGGUGCCUCGGCCAGAAGGGGGGUUGUAUGUGGGCUCCUGGGGGGGGCCCCCCACAACCUGCUUCCCUGACCUGUCUACAGCAGGGGGCCAGAAGAGUACUGUUCAGGAGAGACUUGUAUUCAGAAAGCAAAGUGCAUCUGGAAAGGGGCGGACUUGUGCCAUCUCCCUACUUGGGAUGCCUCAAGAAGAACUUUUGUCAGUGCUGGGGCCCCUAUCCAUAUGCCUCUGCUGGGGGCUUCCUUGUUCUCUACAGACUGUUGGAUUCCCUUUCUAGGGCAACAAAAUCUCCCUAAAGAGCCAUGUGUGGGCAUGGCAUCAGGCUAUAAAAUACCAAAGUGGGGCCCUCAGAAUAAGCUUCAACAGCUGAGGAUCCUGCAGAAGGUCAAAGGUCUAAGCCCCAGGGACUUAAUGCUGGUGACAUCCCAGUCUGCUACAUCACUGCUCACUCAUCAGAUGGACUUUCCUCUGGUCCCUGACUACACAUGGUGGAGGGUAGUAUGCUGGCAGCUCUUACCACUUCUCCAUCCUUGGAGGCAGGGGCCUGGACCCAUCCAUCCACCUGACUGGAGCCACUGUCCCAGCUGGAGCUCUCUGAGGCGAAGCCACACACUCUAAGAAGAAAAGCAGCUUGGCCUUAUGGUUGUCAUUCUUCACCUGGAAUGUCAACCUACCAUUCCAGGGGUACCUUCAUCUGAGGCGCCAUGGCCACAUCUGAUCAAAGGCCUCCCCACCUAGUUGCAGGCAGAGGAAAAGGGGACCCUGGAGUCAUCUAUCACCUGGAUUGCAAAUGUUGAGUGUUAUUGCUGCGGUUUGCCACUGAUGGACAUGGGGUCCAUGCCUGCCUCUCAUAAUCCAGGGCAUGAGCCACUCCUGCCAUUCAGUGGCCACCUCAUCAGGAACUACAAGAUGGUGCCCGUACAGGGCUGGGACUGCUGUCUCUCCCCUCAUUUUCCCCCUCUGCCCCUCGCUGAGCCCGGGCACCACCAUUGAACUGUCUGACACCUUGGAGACUGGGCACUGCCCCCCCAAUUUUUCCCCUUGCCCCCCCCUUCGCCCCCCCGGGAGGACUGUGGCUCUGCCGCCAACCACCACGCCGUGCACUCACCUUUUUUGCCAACCCAACCCCCCACCAAUUGCACAGCGCCUAGCAGGGAGGGCUCAUUCUGAUUGGACCGGCGGUUGACUAGAUACAGUACACAGUGAGGUGCGAUUGGCUGAACUGAAGAUCCCAGGUGUGAGAUGAGCUCGAUGCCCAAAUCCUUCAAGAGGAAGAUCUCCGUUGUCUCGGCUACCAAAGGGGUGCCAGCUGGAAACAGUGACACAGAAGGAGGCCAGCCAGGACGGAAGAGGCGUUGGGGGGCUAGCACAGCCACCACCCAGAAGAAGCCCUCCAUCAGUAUCACCACCGAGUCUCUCAAGAGCCUUAUCCCCGACAUCAAACCCCUGGCGGGGCAGGAGGCCAUUGUGGAUCUACAUGCUGAUGACUCAAGGAUCUCUGAAGAUGAGACAGAGCGUAAUGGUGAGGAUGGAACCCACGACAAGGGGCUGAAGAUAUGCCGGACUGUCACACAGGUGGUGCCAGCGGAGGGCCAGGAAAAUGGGCAGCGUGAAGAAGAGGAGGAAGAAAAAGAGCCUGAAGUUGAGCCCCCUGAAGUACCUCAGGUUUCUGUAGAAGUUGCCUUGCCUCCACCUGUGGAGCAUGAAGUAAAAAAAGUGACGCUGGGAGACACUCUGACGCGGCGUUCAAUCAGCCAGCAGAAGUCUGGUGUGUCUAUCACAAUUGAUGAUCCUGUUCGUACAGCCCAGGUGCCCUCACCACCUCGGGGCAAGAUCAAUAACAUUGUCCAUAUCUCCAAUUUGGUUCGUCCCUUUACCUUAGGCCAGUUGAAGGAGUUGCUGGGUCGUACGGGGACCCUGGUGGAAGAAGCCUUCUGGAUAGAUAAAAUCAAGUCCCAUUGCUAUGUCACGUAUUCAACAGUAGAGGAAGCUGUUGCCACUCGAACAGCUCUGCAUGGAGUCAAGUGGCCCCAGUCCAAUCCCAAAUUCCUGUGUGCUGACUACGCAGAGCAGGAUGAGCUGGACUUUCACCGAGGCCUCUUGCCUGACCGACCCUCUGAGCCUAAAGCUGAGGAGCAGGGAGGCCCACGGCCCCUGCACCCUCCGCCCCCGCCCCCAGCCCAGCCACCUCAUCAUCCCAGGGCAGAGCAGAGGGAGCAGGAGCGGGCAGUGCGGGAGCAGUGGGCAGAGCGAGAGCGAGAGAUGGAGCGACGGGAACGUACUCGAUCAGAACGGGAGUGGGACCGGGACAAGGUUCGUGAAGGGCCCCGUUCCCGGUCUCGCUCCCGUGACCGCCGUCGAAAGGAACGCGCCAAGUCCAAAGAGAAGAAGAGUGAAAAGAAAGAAAAAGCCCAGGAGGAACCACCUGCCAAGCUGUUGGAUGACUUGUUCCGUAAGACCAAGGCAGCGCCCUGCAUCUACUGGCUUCCUCUGACUGACUGCCAGAUUGUUCAGAAGGAGGCCGAGCGGGCCGAGCGGGCCAAGGAGCGUGAGAAACGGCGAAAAGAGCAAGAGGAAGAAGAACAGAAAGAACGAGAGAAGGAGGCUGAGCGAGAGCGCAGCCGGCAGCUAGAGAGGGAGAAACGUCGAGAGCACAGCCGGGAGAGGGAAAGAGAGCGGGAGCGGGAGAGGGACCGGGGGGAUCGGGAUCGGGAUCGGGAACGGGAACGGGGCCGGGAGAGGGAUCGUCGGGACACCAAGCGGCACAGUCGGAGCCGCAGCCGCAGCACCCCAGUGCGAGACAGGGGUGGACGCCGCUAGCUGCAGCCCCCCCCACCCUAAGGAAAGCCUCAGGCAUCAGCCACCCUGCUGGUGGGGGGUAAGAGCCACAAAGGGAUGGGCACUGCCACCACCUUCACCCCUGAGGGUAUUGCACAGAAUUACCUGUGCUGAAGUGCAUCCCUCUUUUUGUUCACAGAACACGGGGAGAAGUGGCUGUGUGCUGCCCCAUGUGCCCUUCAGCCUUUUCCCCAAACCCCAUUUCUGAAUCUGUGUAGGGCUAAGACCCAUUUUGGGGGGAGGGGGGAGGGGGUAAAGGUUAAUCUUAAAGAUGGGAAGCAGCCUGGGGACUCAGCAUCCUCCAUGUCUCCCUCAUCCUUCUCUCCCCAUCUUUCAUUUUCCCUCUAACUUGUUCUCCUUUCAUUCCCUUCCCCUCUCUUCCCCUACGGGGAUCUCACCUCCCCUCGGGAAUAGCUGGGGUCAGGACUGGGGCACCUAUGAGCUGAAUCAGCAUCUCUCCUCCCGAGUCCCCAGGCCCCUGCAGUUCCUGAAGUAUUUCCCUCUUGCCCUUCAGCCUCCACCUGGCCCACAAGUUCCACUUUAUAUCCACCUUUUCCUUCUGUUCUAUUUUUAUUUUUAUUUUUUUUAUUAUUAAAUGAUGUGGUCUAUGGAAAAAAUAAAAAUCUGACUUAGUUUUA
This is a messenger RNA of Vombatus ursinus (common wombat), 3719 nucleotides long. RefSeq names its product apoptotic chromatin condensation inducer in the nucleus. Gene Ontology annotation, molecular function: nucleic acid binding. The transcript has 12 exons. Bases 1486 to 3063 code for a protein of 525 amino acids. Lineage: Eukaryota; Metazoa; Chordata; Mammalia; Diprotodontia; Vombatidae. The record is from RefSeq and is a predicted model, not a curated record.